AUGACUGUAGGAGAGUUCAACGCUGCCCUACAGCAGACCACCUACAUUCCUGAAGCCUACGACGGUCGAAAACUUGAAGAUGUCGUCACUCUCGAAGUAGUUGGAGACAUCAAUUUCAGAAUCCAGUUCCCGGUGACAAUUGAAAGGACGAAACUGCCCGUUUUGACGCAGCGAAAAUCAAAUUCGAUCAAAGAUCGAGUUACCGUCAUCACGAAAACGUAUCUCCGGUACCCUUGCGUCGAUAGGUUAAUAAAAUCGAUCGCCGCCUUCUAUCCCGGAAUUACUGUGAUAGUCGCAGAUGACAAUCCAACAGAUCAUUUCCAGGAACUCAAGAACCCGCUGGUCACUGUUAAACAAUACAAAAUGCCGGCAAGAGAGGGCUGGUUCGCCGGAAGAGCUCUAGCACAGAGUCAAGUUCGCACGCAAUUCUACCUUUGGGUCGACGAUGAUUUCAUUUUUUCGGAAGAAACGAACUUGGAGUACAUGGUCGCAGUUGCUGAGAACACGGGCUAUGAUAUAAUCGGUGGAGCUUUAAAUGGUCAUGUAAUGGGCGGCUGGGCAAAAAAUGACUUUUUGGAUUUACAAAAAUCACCUGAUGGAUACUGUUUUGAUAGAAAGAAAUACAGUUCAUUUCAUUUGCCGGGCUAUGAGAAUGAAUGUCAAGUGGUCGAUAUUAUAGAAAACUUCUUCCUUGCUCGAACAACUACUGUUGGCAAAAUUCGUUUUGCGAUGAUUUGGUUGAUGGCAGCUUUGAACAAAACUCUUGAAAUUCACGAAGUUAAUCAGUCAGAAACAGUCGAGAGUAAAUAUGAAGAGAUUUAUUUCGAAAGAGAAGAGUAUUUUAAUCAAUUUAAUCUUCAAGAGCGCAAAAAUAUGUUGAUCGAUCUUUUUGAAAGUGACGACGACGAGAAAAUCAUCCGCCAAGGACUGACAAUAAUCAAGCACGAGAGUAAUCUUGAAAUUUGGAAAGCAAUUGCUUCUUGGAGAAACGAGUUUGUCUCCCGAGUAGAUGGAAAUUUAGCAAGCUUGGUUGAUGAAAAUCUUCAAAUUUCGAUAAAAGAAGCGUAUUCGAAUCUGGUUUGGUACACUAGAACGGAUCUUUCUGAUGAUGAGGCAAUCGUUGCAGAUCUUGCAUGCGUGGUUAGAAAUCAAGCUUGUCUAAAAGACGUAGAAAAGAAAUACCAAGCAGCAGUUGAGAACAAAGGCUACAUUUUCAACGAAAACGAGGACUUUCUCAUUCGAAGACAUUUCUCAGCUGUUCUUGAUCGAAACGAACUGGACACAAAAAAGCUUUUCAGUUUUAUAGACGAGAAAGAGUUCGAUCCUCCUCUUGCCAUUCAAGGGCCUAAAGUUGUGAUAAUGGGAAUACUUGCGACAUUCUUUCAAAAACUGAACGAAACUGAAAAAUGCACUCAAAUAAGUGGAAUGCUGACAACAUCAUCUGGGACCAUUGCUGUUUAUGAAGCUUCUUAUCUCACGUUUGCCCUUGCGAUAAAAUGCGAUAUCAACCUAGCAAGAUUCUCUAAUGAAAAAACCGAAGAAAUUCUCAUGACUAACAAUUCCAGGUUUAGUUGGCAGAUUCUUGAGAAAAUCGAAGAGCAGAAGGAAUACAGCGACCACUUGAAAACGCUUUUUCUUCAUUCAAAAGCUCAUCUCAUGCCGCUGAACGAUUAG
Messenger RNA from Oikopleura dioica, 1674 nucleotides. The record is from the annotation of a GenBank genome assembly. Lineage: Eukaryota; Metazoa; Chordata; Appendicularia; Copelata; Oikopleuridae.